Messenger RNA from Melampsora larici-populina 98AG31, 1888 nucleotides. Its product is annotated as carboxylesterase. NCBI's taxonomy places the organism in Eukaryota, Fungi, Basidiomycota, Pucciniomycetes, Pucciniales, Melampsoraceae. The coding region runs from base 55 to 1734 and encodes 559 amino acids. The record is from RefSeq and is a predicted model, not a curated record. The transcript has 12 exons.
ACCCGCGCUAUCCAUCCAAUCUCAGUUCUUUCCCCAGCAUUUUGUCUUGCAAAAAUGUCUACCCUUCUCGUUGAAACCACUUAUGGUCCAAUCCUUGGCUUUCAAGAUACAUUCCCUUUGCAAGAUAAAUCUUCUUUCACUCAACCUUGUCAUGGUCAGGGUGGAGGCCACGAUCCUGUCCUGAAGUGGCUGGGUAUUCCUUACGGUCAAGCAAAACGAUGGAAAAAACCAGUUGCCCCCGCAUCAUGGUCAGAGCCCCUGAUGUGCACCGAAUUUGGGCCAUAUUUUCCCCAAGCUUUCGACUUGCUUGAUCAGAUCUACCAAGGAAAAUCGGGCUACUUUUCACGUACAGCUCAUCUACCCUGCGAGGAGGAAAAUGGAUUCAAUCUCAAUGUUUUUGCACCCUCUGGUACUCAGCCUGGAGACAAUUUAGCAGUGAUGGUAUGGAUCCAUGGCGGAUCUCUUGAGUCGGGACCUUCUUCCUCACUGCUGUAUGAUCCUACGGAAUGGAUAAGAUCCCAAGGGAAAUCUGGGUGUAUAGUUGUGACAGGAAACUAUCGGACCAAUAUUUUAGGAUUCUUGGCCUGUCAAGAUCUGGCGGAGGAAGACGAAGGUGGCCUCGCUGGUAAUUAUGGGGCCUAUGAUUGUAUCUCGAUUUUAGAAUGGGUCCAAGGUAACAUCAGAUCGUUUGGUGGUGAUCCGGACAAUGUCACGAUUUUUGGUGAAUCUGCGGGCGGUUUCCUCGUCGGAGCACUCCUUGUCACACAGAAGAAGCUAUUCAAACGCGCGAUCAUGCAAUCCGGAUUUCCAGGUAGUCUGAAACACCUUGAGCUCGACUCGGGAUCGGGUCAUGCGGUAUACCGGGCGCUGUUGGAAAAACACCCGACACUCUCUGAGCUACGAUCAACGGAGCGAUUAGAAUUCCUCCGAAACAUUCCGCAAGACGAGCUUGUAUCUUUUAUGGCUGCGAGAGGCAGUGUUAUCAAAGAGUAUGGCAUUACGAUCGAAACUUCUUUGAAUGCUGCUUCUAUCUGGACGAAACCGACUAUUGAAUUGAUCAAAGAAGGGAAAUGGAAUCCAUACCUCGAAACUGUCCUCCUUGGGACCACCAAGGAUGAAGGAAGCUUGUUUGCAUGUUUAUUUAACGCUUCGAAAGGCAUCGGACUCGAAUUCCUUCUGAACACGCUUGCUCCGUGGUGUCCAAGGAAGACUAUUGAUGAACUAUACCCUAACAACGAAUUAGAGACGGAUUGGAUAAAUUGUACUGGAUCUCGCUUGGUGACAGAGCAGAUAUUUGAAAGUCCUCUGGAAGAGGUAGCUUCCGCGUUUAAUACCAGUAAGAAUUUGCAAACAGAUGAACUGUGUAAAGCUUACAGAUACAGACUGGAUGCAUCGAUUGAAGACAGCCGGGGGUGGGGGUGCUUCCAUACGGUAGAUGUGCCAUUGGCCUUUAACAUCAAGAGUAUGUGGAGACCUGAUUCCUCAGAAUCAAAAGUGGCGAACCAAAUUGGGAAAGCAUGGUUUGAAUUCGCUCGUACGGGCUCGCCAGCUUCAGAGUGGCCUCAAUAUACGACAGUGGGAUCCCAAGUUUAUAUCUUCCGGGAGAACGGCGAAUGUAUUAUUGAGAAUCUGAAUUCAACUCGCUCGCAAGUUGAACAAAAGAGGAUAGCGUAUUGGAUUGAUAAGAUGCCUUAUCUUACAUCUUCACGAGCCAUGAAAGAAACCAAGCUGUAAAUAUGGGGUAACAGUCGUAAUUAUAACAAGCAAGCACUAUAUUUUCUUUUUAUUUGUUCUAGCAUUGAAAUUUUGAUAAUCUUGGAUUGGUGCAAUUCGAAUGGUGUCUAUUGCCCUUUUGGGGCCAAUGGGAUGUUCAAACCUUCAACAUUUU